AUGUUUGCAGUUUUGUUUGACAUCUUCUCUCUGUCCAGGAGGACCUCUCUCUACUCCUCUUCUUCUCUCCCCCCUCGCCCUUCUGUUCUUCCUCCUCCUCCUCCUUCUCCUCCUGCUACUAAGUCUAAGUCUAAGUCUUGCUCUGCUCCUAAGCUCCCUAAACCUUACUCUGCUCCUGCUGUUCCUCGCUUGGUCCCUGUGUCUUGGCUCCGCACUGUUCACCCUGGCAGGAUCCUCUCUCGUCCUCCUCCCUCUGCUUAUUCUACUCCUUCUCAGCGCUCCUCUCGCUCUCCUCCUCGUCCUCCUCCUUGCUCUGCUCCUUCUCCUCCUUGCUCUGCCCCUCCUCCUCCCAAGCGUCUUCAGCUCACCUCUCUGAUUGACUCUUGGUUCGCUCCUCUUCCGUGCGUUCGUAAAGUUCCCAGACGCACUCCUACUUCUAAGUCUGCUCCUCCUGCUAAGGCUAACUCUGUCCCUAUUGUCCCGCAGUCCGAGCCCACCCCUGCCAUCCCUGGACCUUCCUCGCACCGGGCGGUGUCUGAGACGGCCCAGCACAAGCGCAAAAGGUCAUGUGAGCCGGACGCCAAACAUCCACCCAAAAAGCCAGUAAGGGCAGGCUCCUUUUGUGGCACCGGCACCUGCCACAGCUGA
This is a messenger RNA of Knipowitschia caucasica, 648 nucleotides long. Lineage: Eukaryota; Metazoa; Chordata; Actinopteri; Gobiiformes; Gobiidae. The record is from the annotation of a GenBank genome assembly.